Molecule: messenger RNA, 216 nt
Organism: Sporothrix brasiliensis 5110
Lineage: Eukaryota; Fungi; Ascomycota; Sordariomycetes; Ophiostomatales; Ophiostomataceae
Exons: 1
Coding region: 1-216 (71 amino acids)
Source: RefSeq, a predicted model, not a curated record
AUGACUGAAGGUAACUGGACUGACGAAGUCGACCGAUCAGUGCCGGAGCUGCAGCGCCGUGGGCUUUACGGCCUCGACACCGAGAAAGUAUGCAAGGUAAAGGUACAUUGGAUGACGGCAAACACGGUCGGGACCAAGGUCGGGCCAAGUUCAAGGUCCAGGCCCGUCGAGGCCAACAAACCCAUCGAUAAUACUGUGGCCGCACCGGUUUGGUGA